Messenger RNA from Sphenostylis stenocarpa, 954 nucleotides. Lineage: Eukaryota; Viridiplantae; Streptophyta; Magnoliopsida; Fabales; Fabaceae. The record is from the annotation of a GenBank genome assembly.
AUGCCGUUACCAAUUCAACCUCUUGAGAGAGAGAGGCCCAUGCUUUCCUUAGUUUGGAUUUCGAGAGGUUGGUCCGUUUACCUUGAAAGCGAUGCAAUGGCAGAUGAAGUAACUAAAGCCCAAUGCAGGUUGAACUCUCUUGAAUCUAAGCCUCACUACCCUCUUAGAGCGUUACAAGGAAUUUUGGGCCUAAUGCAAGGCCCCAUAUGGAUUCAGCUUAAUAGAUUCCGCUUAGGGGUUUAUGAGAGAUUGAUUGAUGUACCAGGACAAGGGGAAUUCUUAAUCAAAGAUCUCCGAACUCCGGAUAGCUUAGUGGGAUUAAGAAAGUUAAGAGAUAACCUAGGAUUAUCCUUAACAAAAGGAAGUCUUAGCACUCCAUUACUAAAGUUAAAGGGUCUUUCUGACUCGGUUAGUAAUAUGAUGCCAUCGUUGGCAUCUCGUAUCUUGGUUGAAGCUAUAACGUUUCAUGAGGGGUAUUACGGUCGAUUCAUAAUCCUGGUGCAUAUGGGUAUUGGUUGUACGUUGAGGGCGUUGUCACAGGCAUUUGCUCAAGAGAAGCCCUUUAUGGAUAUUGAUAUAGAAAUGCCGAUAUCUAAUAAAUCUAUUCUUGUCGGUGUUAGCUUAGGACUAGCAGUUGCCAUCUUAUUUACAUUUGGGAUUAGUCCCUGCAGCGGAGAGAUAGUUAGUGAGUGCAUAACCGAUUCUUUAUACGCAAAUAGCUAUUGGAUGGGUCAAGCAGUAUACAUGGAAGUACCCAAGCAAGGCCCGUCCCAGAAAUGGGGCGGGGAAGGAGAAGUGGGCAUAUUAGUUCUUGUACUGCCCCGAGGGAAGCCCCUCAAAGGCGUAUUGACGGGGCAGCAAAGUGUGAAGAGGGGAGCACUUACCCAAGGAGUGAGCACCUUAAUGGCGAAGGGGAAGGGUGAUUCAAGGAACGACAAGAAGGAGAGUUACUAG